This is a messenger RNA of Fibroporia radiculosa, 1113 nucleotides long. RefSeq lists its product as uncharacterized. Gene Ontology annotation, cellular component: cytosol. The transcript has 4 exons. Bases 1 to 1113 code for a protein of 370 amino acids. Gene Ontology annotation, molecular function: protein-folding chaperone binding. The record is from RefSeq and is a predicted model, not a curated record. Gene Ontology annotation, biological process: translational initiation. NCBI's taxonomy places the organism in Eukaryota, Fungi, Basidiomycota, Agaricomycetes, Polyporales, Fibroporiaceae.
AUGGGCACCGACUAUUACAAGUUACUUGGCAUAGACAAGAAUGCCAGCGAGGAUGAAAUCAAAAAGGCAUACAAGAAGAUGGCCUUGAAAUGGCAUCCUGAUCGCAACGCAGGAUCAGAGGAAGCCUCAAAGAAGUUUAAAGAGAUCUCAGAAGCUUUCGAGGUUCUUAGCGACAAACAGAAGAGGACGAUCUAUGACCAGUUCGGGGAAGAAGGUCUGAAGGGCGGGGGAGUACCACCGCCAGGCGCAGGGGGUUCAGGAGGCUUCUCAGGCUUCAGUAGUUUCCCUGGAGGCGGCGGUGCGAGAUUCAACACCUUCACUUCUAGUCCAGGUGGUGCAGGUUUUGGUUCUGGGGGUUUCUCGCCAACGGAUCCACAAACGAUCUUCGAACAAUUUUUCGGAAUGAGUGGUCUUGGCGGAAUGGGAGGCUUUGGUGGUUCCCGGAACCGGAUGGGCACCAUGUUUGGAGACGACGACGAUGGGACGGGCAGUUUCUCAUUUGGAGGAAUGCCAGGAGGAAUGCCGAAUGGUCGACCAUCGCCGAGAGGAGCAGGGAGGCCAUCAUCACCAGCCCAGUCGGAAAUUACCCGACCACUCAAGGUUUCGCUGGAAGAUCUCUACUCCGGCACUACAAAGCAUCUCAAAGUCGGACGAAAGCUACUCACAGGCGGAACCGAAGACAAGGUACUUGAUAUUCACGUUCAGCCUGGUUGGAAGAGUGGGACGAAAGUCCGCUUCUCCCGUGCAGGAAACGAGUUGCCAACAGGGGAGGCACAAGACCUUGUAUUCGUUGUCGAGGAGAAGCCACAUGACAGGUUCGUGCGCGAUGGUAACGACCUUGUCAGCCAUCUAUCAAUAUCGCUCGUCGAUGCACUUGCAGGCGAUGGGGGAAAGCGCACAGUGGAGGCUCUGGAUGGGCGGAAGUUGCAGGUUACGAUUCCCAGUGGCAUUGUGAAGCCAGGUUCACAAACAGUUGUGCCAGGCGAAGGUAUGCCGAUCAGAAAAGAGGGUAGCACACGAAGGAAAGGCGACUUAAUCAUCAAGUGGGAAGUUACGUUCCCCGAUAGAUUGACCCUCGCGCAGAAAGAGAGUAUUCGGAAAGUUCUAAGCUGA